Thlaspi arvense is the source of this 636-nucleotide messenger RNA. The record is from the annotation of a GenBank genome assembly. NCBI's taxonomy places the organism in Eukaryota, Viridiplantae, Streptophyta, Magnoliopsida, Brassicales, Brassicaceae.
AUGGAUUGGCCUACGACAAUCGUCUCAAGAAGAAUCUGUAAUCUUUUGAUUUUCUUCGUCAAAUUAAAUCACAAAAACUCUUCUUUCGAUUCGGAUAACCAACAAGAAACCAUCAGAGUACAACAGCCGGCGAUGAAACCCGGCGGCGGCAAAGAGCAGCAGAGACGAAGAAACCGAGCCUUAUCUUCUUCUCCACCAAAGACCCGACCCGGUGUCUCGUCCGGGUCACCCAACCGGAUUUCCGGCGAAUCCCGCGGUGGAAAGCUUAAAACUUCGGCCACUUUACUCGACCGAGAGGAGACGGGUCUUUUUUCCGGGCCGGGUUAUGAUGACCCGAAUCCGGAGCCGAGGAGCUUCCCUUACAGCGUGAAGCAGCAAUGCUGGGAAAAGGCGGAGAAGAUUAAAGGGAGAGAUCCUGAGCGUUGGCGGAGAGAUCACUUAGGGAACAUUGUGUUUAGGAAGCUCGUAGGUUGUCCUGGAUGCUUGUGCCAUGAUUAUGACCACAUCGUUCCUUACUCCAAGGUCCUGUCUUUUUUCUUCUGGGUCGGUUACUACUCUCACUCUAGUCAUUUAGAGUUUAGGAUUGAGCUCAAACUUCAUGAAACGUAUACAGGUGAUUUUGGUAUAGGAACUUGA